AUAAAAGGGAUUAUCCUGUUUUGUUUUUAUCGCCAUCCCACGUUUUGCAUCGAAUCUCAGCUGCUGAACUAAAUGAAUAUUGCACACAAAAUUCGUAUCUGCGUGUGAUGUGUAAAUGAAAGGGGAAGAGGGGGCGGCGAUGUCCCGCGCGGAGUCACUGGUGAGGAGCAAACCGACCUUCCAGCCUGAUGCUCGGUCACGCUAAUAAUGGGGGCCGACGGUAGUAAAAGCAAGAAGUCCCAUGAUCUUCCCCAGAGGUCUUCAGGACAGGCAGAUGAGCACAUUUCGUCGGGAUGGCGCAGCUUCCUCUCCAGCGUGGGUCUGUCCAUCCCAGCAAGCCUCUGUCGUCUGGCUCCACCUGCCCUGCGCCUCAGCCAUCACCGAAUGCUCCACGACAAGAUUCCCGAAGUCCCAGAGCACGUGCUGAGGUUGGCAGGAGUCGGGCCGGGUAAGCUGAGGUCAGAGUGGAGCCUGCCAGGGUUUGUGUCCGUGUUCCUGCCUGAAUUCCCCCACAGACCUGUGCCUGGGCAUGAACACUUUCAGGUGUUGGGUUACAUUGCCAAAGGUUCGUUUGGGCCCAUUCUGAAAGUAAAGGACAAAGCCAAGCAGAAAAUGUACGCCGUUAAAGUUAUACCUAAAUCUGAGAUUCUGAAGCUGGGAGUCCUGGAGCAGUCAAAGGAAGAAGUUAUAAUCCAGCGUCAGGUUCGUCACCCAUUUGUCCAUGAGCUCCAGGACUGCUGGCAGACUCAGCGCCACCUCUACAUUAUGUGCGACUACUGCAGCACAGGCGACUUGUACACUUACUGGCAGAUGAUUGGUCAGUUUUCAGAGGACACGGUGCGAGUGUUUGCAGCAGAGCUGGGAUGUGCACUUGGGUUUUUACACGAUUUUGGAGUCAUUCACAGAGAUGUGAAGAUGGAGAAUAUCUUGUUGACAGACAACGGCCACCUCCGCCUGGCUGACUUUGGUUUGUCCCGUCGCCUGGAGAGAGGAGGGAGAGCCUUCACCAUAUGUGGAACCAUCCAGUAUAUGGCCCCGGAGGUGCUGAGCGGCGGACCCUACAACCACGCAGCUGAUUGGUGGUCUCUGGGGAUUCUGCUCUUCUCUCUGACCACUGGGAAGUUCCCUGUGCCUCCAGAACCAGAUCACUGCAGUAUGUUGAGGAAAGUGAGGAGUUUUCCAUAUGAAAUGCCGCUAAGCUUCAGCUCCCAACUGUCGUUGUUAUUGAGUGAGCUUUUAUGCAAGACUCCGUCCCGCCGACUGAGGACCCUCGACCGCUUCAAGCGACAAACCUUCUUUCACCAGUCAACAUUUGACCUUGAGCUCAUGCAGCGUCGGCCUGUGGAGGUGAUUUUGGAGCUCAGAGAAAGACCGGACCGAGCUGCUAAGGCUCGCAGAGGCCUCACUUUGUCCCUGCAGCCCCUGAAGGGCUUCGACUAUGACUCCCUCCUUAGCCCUCCUCCCACGCCGGACCCGCAGCUGGACACGAGCACUCCCUCUCGCACACUUGCACCCCCACUGCCCGGCCCGCCACGGCAGCUACCUCAGGAAAAACGUGCACGCAGGGAAGUGUUUGUGUAACUGUGUUAGGACAUUUAAACAUACAUGGGCCUUUUUUAUGUCCAAUGUACACCAUGGCAGAUUCUUAUUCAAUUCUAAAUGCAUUAAUAGUUCAGAAGCAAAUCAAGUGUUUUUAUAUGAAAAAAAGCACAUACUAAAACAUAUUUUAGCACAUUUUACCUUUUUUUUCUUUCAUUUGUUUGCCUUUUUACACCAAGUACCUCUCAAUGCUUCCUUACUCCAUCCUUGUGCAAGAUAGAUUACACUUAACCACACAAGUUGGUUUUCAGUCUGGUCAUGCCUGCCAUGUUAACGAACACCUUUUGGAUGAAUUCCAUCAGAUUUGACCUCUCCCAGAAAGGCCAUCCUACUUCGUUUUCCAUGCUCUGCAUUUGUUCUCUUUAUCUUUUUUUUUCAGCCAAGUAGAUCCCCAACCAUUCAAUGAGGAGAGCAGAUUUCCAAACUCCUUCCUGUAUUUGUCAUGUUGCGUCAAAGUGUAACUUUUUUUAUUUAUUUGCAGAAGUGGUUAGCUUUCCCGUACAAUCUCAUCUGCAACUCUGCUCAUGUUGUGAUCCACUCCUUUGAUUCAUCUGACAGCAGUUUUUGUAGCAUCAGAAUUUUGUUCUUAUGUGGUUUAAACAAACAUUUCACAUGGUGCACCAAGUGUUGUCAUUUGUAACACAAACUCAGGAAGGCAUUCUUCACUUUUCCUGUUUGAGUUUGCUUUCUGUCUGUCCUCCCAAUGACAAAAAAACUAGCCAUAAAAUUUGUUCACUUUGUACUAAACAGUGAUGUUUACCACCACCUAAAAUUUUUAUAUAUACAGAAGGUUUUUUUUUACUGGGUAAAGCUGCAGUCGUUUAGAUAAUAGUUUCAUUUCUUUGAACUUUCCCUAAUCCUCAUAUUAAAUUAUUAUAUACUGAAGUUUAUCCAGUGUGAUAAUCCGAGUUGGCUUUUUUUUGUAUCUUUUCUAAUUUGAUUAGAUGUAUGGUGUCCAUAUAUGUUUUUGUAAUUUCCAUGUGUUAAAUAUUUAAAAUAAACUUUUUUUUUCUGA
Messenger RNA from Oryzias latipes (Japanese medaka), 2614 nucleotides. It is a transcript of the gene rskrb, whose product is annotated as ribosomal protein S6 kinase related b. Gene Ontology annotation, molecular function: ATP binding; protein serine/threonine kinase activity. NCBI's taxonomy places the organism in Eukaryota, Metazoa, Chordata, Actinopteri, Beloniformes, Adrianichthyidae. The record is from RefSeq and is a predicted model, not a curated record. Gene Ontology annotation, biological process: protein phosphorylation.